AUGGAAGCUACCUGGAUUUCAAACAACUAUGGUGACGAUCUGUACCUACGACGCACGUACACCUGCAUCCGAGUCCUCGAUAGAAGACUUGCUCAUGCAAACAAAAAGGAUAAGGUACGACGUCAUCGGCCUGGCCGAGACGAGAAGACGGCAGCCUUUACCAACGCCAUCUAUGACACCGGAGAAGAAGAGUUCCUCGGCACAUGCGACAGUAGACGAGCCGGCGGCGUCAGUGUUCUAGUUAUUACGAGUUUGUCCAUGAACAUUGAUUCAAUCGAACAACUAACAACCCGAAUCGGACGUUUAUGA
This is a messenger RNA of Angiostrongylus costaricensis, 309 nucleotides long. NCBI's taxonomy places the organism in Eukaryota, Metazoa, Nematoda, Chromadorea, Rhabditida, Metastrongylidae. The record is from the annotation of a GenBank genome assembly.